AUGCCGAAGCCAAAACGGUAUGAAUGGAGAAUCAAGCAGAAACCUCCCCAGAAAGCAGCAGCACCAUCAUCCGCACCGCCACCGCCACCGCCACCGCCGUCGCCACCGUGGGUGGAGCUUCCUCGAGAAAUAACGGCGGACAUCUUUCGCCGAGUGGGAGUGGUAGAUACAUUGCUAAAUGCACAGAAUGUUUGCAAUAGCUGGUGGGAGGUGUGCCAUGACCCUUCCAUGUGGCGAGUCAUUGACAUGCGCAAUCCAGAAGAUAUGGAAAUGGAUGUUGUCUUUCACAAGUCGUGCCGCGUUGCUGUUGAUCGCAGCCAGGGUCAGUUGUCCAAAAUUAACAUCGAGUAUUUUGGUAAUAACGGCUUGCUCAAGUAUAUAGCUGAGAGAUCAAAUCAGCUAAGGCAUCUACAACUUGUCGGCUGUGAUAAUAUUUCAAAGGGAAGUUUAGCUGCAGUAGCUAAAAAUUUCCCGUUGUUGGAGGAGUUACACAUUUACUUAACUUCUAUUAGUAUAGUGGAUAUUGAAGUUAUUGGUCGUUCGUGCUCUCAGCUGAAGUCAUUUACAUUGAACGUCUGUGGAUUUAGAGGAGGAUUGACAGGAUUUAGAAGAUUACAGAUCAAUGUCGAUGAUCAAGCUCAUGCUAUUGCAUUAAAUAUGCCUGAAUUGCAACACCUUGCACUUUUUGGGAAUACAAUGACAAACGAAGGUUUGUGUGCCAUUCUUGAUGGCUGCCCCCUGCUUGAAUCACUUGACUUACGCCAUUGCUAUAGUAUUGAUCUUGAAGGGGAUGUUGGAACGAGAUGUCGCCAGCAGAUUAUAGAUCUGAAGUGCCCUCAUGAUUGCACUCAUGGUUAUGAAUUAAGUGCUCAAAUAUGUGAUUACAACCCUGCCGAUGAUGAAUCUGACCAUGGUCUCUCAAACUAUUAUAAUUACAGUGACUUUGACUAUAUUUAUCCUGACUUGGAGUAUGACGACUUCAAUUACCUUUCUGGAGAUCUGGAUGAUGAUGGUUUCUUUUGGUGA
This is a messenger RNA of Solanum verrucosum, 1026 nucleotides long. RefSeq names its product putative F-box/LRR-repeat protein 23. The coding region runs from base 1 to 1026 and encodes 341 amino acids. The record is from RefSeq and is a predicted model, not a curated record. The transcript has 2 exons. Lineage: Eukaryota; Viridiplantae; Streptophyta; Magnoliopsida; Solanales; Solanaceae. Gene Ontology annotation, molecular function: protein binding.